GAUGCUCCAGUUUUCAGCCAUGCUAUUGUUCUACUGACGCUGAUAAUUGGAAUCAUAAUUCUCUCCUUCUGUCUAGUCGUGUUCUACUCUGCUUCUCUGUCUCUCUUCUAUUCUGUUUCUGCUUCGAACGUGUAGUUGUUUGAGCUGCUCUCAUGAUAAUUUAUUUGUACUUUUGAAACCCUUUGUACCCGCGAUCAUGCGCUUGUACAACUACGCUGUGCUGUAUGACUGAGCUAUGACUAUGAGUCAUGCUCGCACUAGCUAUGAUGCCUUUUGUGUCACGUGUCCGUGUAUGUCGUGGCGCAAGCGCGCUGUGCCUUUGCUGGCCCUUUUUGCUUCCUUUUGCAGUUUUGGUUUUAGAGUUAUGCCGGUUAUGGUUGAAGUGUGUUUGCAAGGAGAAAUCCAGAACGUCUAGUAAUGGUGUGUUGUCCCAUUUGCGUUCGGAGAGUGUGCCUGUGCACGUGUAUCGGAAUUUUGAAUUCUUGCCUGGAACAUUUGGUCCUUCGAGCCUUACUUCGACUCAACCUUGUAGCUUCAGUACAGUCUUCUUUCGUAGUGUCAAUUUGUUUGUUUGUGAUUGUCAAUUUUAGUCCGGCCGCAGUUUCAGUGACUGUCAGUCUAGUAGUAGUGUCACAAUGUCUGACCAGGAGCUGCGUCGGAGCAGCAGGACUAACGCUGGAAUACCCCCCGAUAGGCUGGGAGAGUGGGAGCCCGCCGCUGGACACGAUGCCCCACUGACACCUGUGUCAAACCGAAGUGUUGCAGCCUCAAAGUCUGCUGCGUCGUCCAGCUCUGCAACUCGCCGGCGACUGCUUCGAGCGCAGGCUCAGCUAGAAGCAGCGAAGAAAAUUCAGGUGCUCGAGGAGCAGGAGCUGGCCCGCAAAAAGACGCUGGUCGAUUUGGAACUGAAAGCUGCGCUGGCAGAAAUUGCAGACGCCACCAGCAGAGCAGGCAGCUCAGUCCGUAGUGGUCUUCCUGGUGCUGCCGGUAGCAAUACCAGUGGGAGUGUGGCACUGCAGCCAGCCCUUGCCACUGCUGUCCACACCAGUAAAGUGGCACGGGUGGAAGAGUGGGUGAGGACCCAAGGCGUUUUCUACGUCCCUGAUCAGACGCCCAGUGUUGCCACAGCGCAGUCCGCUUGUGCCGCUUUGGCGAGUGUCUCGUCCACCCGGGAGCUGUUUGCGCAGCGCAGGACCCAGCCAGGCAUUCUGCACCAGCCUGCUUCUCAGUAUGUAGCGUCUCCGGCGGUACGCCAGUCAGCGCCAGCUCCUGCGGUACGCCAGUCAGCACCAGCUCCGGCUGUAGGCCAGUCAGCGCCAGCUCCUGCGGUACGCCAGUCAGCACCAGCUCCGGCUGUAGGCCAGUCAGCGCCAGCUCCUGUGGUACGCCAGUCAGCGCCAGCUCCUGCGGUAGGCCAGUCAGUGCCAGGUCCAGUAGCCCGCUUGAACGCGGAGGCAGCCCCAUUUGUGACCGUGCCCAUGACGAGCCUCGGUGAUUCGCCAGGUGCUAGGGAGCUGCACCUCCAACAACAGCUAGAUCGUACGCGGUCCGAGCUGGUAAUGACAGAGCAAGCGCUGCACCAGACAUUGGGUCAGGUCCCGCAAGCCAGUCCACUAACUGCGCGCGCUCCACCUGCACCACCUGAACGCCAGCCGGCCAGCACUAACGAGUUCUUGGCUCGCCAGACCAUGGGCAGGGACUUGCCCACGUUCUCUGGCCAACCGGAGGAGUGGCCGUUGUUUUUUAAUGUGUACCACUCCACCACCACUGCGUAUGAGUUCACGGAUGCAGAGAACCUCAUCCGAUUGCAGAAAUGCCUGCGCGGCAAGGCGAAGGAAGCAGUGGUUGGCCUGCUUACCGUCCCCGGCAACGUCGACCAGGUUCUGCGGACUUUGGAGCUCCGGUUUGGACGUGCUGUUCUGGUGAUCAGCACGCUCAUCCACAAGGCCAAGAGCCUGAGCUCCAUCCGAGCCGAUGAUUUUGACGCCCUCAUGGUAUUCGCCACUGCCGUGCAAACUUUGGUGUCAACCAUGCAGCUGCUGAGGACACCAGGCCACAUGUUGAACCCGCAACUUCGGCAGGAGCUGGUGAGCAAGCUACCAGCAAGUCUGCGCCUCCAGUGGGGAGACAUUGUCCGUAGUAUGCCACCUGAUGAUGUCAGUAUUGCAACGCUAUCUUCUUGGCUUCAGCAGGUAGCCCUCUCUGCAUCAUACAUCCACAUCCCUCGACCGUCCGCCACGGACCACAGGCCACCGCCUCGUCGAACGGACCCGUCACUCGCCACAACGACCAGCAGCAGUGGAAGCAGCGAUCGCUGCGAUUUCUGCAACGGUCGCUCCCAUGCUACUACCGAGUGCAGAACGUUCCUGGGCCAGUCAGUACGUAGUCGCUGGAAAUGGGUCAAGGAGCAAAGACGUUGUUUUACAUGCCUCCGUAAGGGUCAUCGUCUGCCAGACUGCCCACGCCCGACGGAGUGUCCUGUUCACGGCUGCAGCAAACGCCACCACAAACUCCUGCACUCUGACGCCUCAGAUACCGCAGGUGAAAGAGACGAGACACACCUGUGUGCCGUGACAGAGCAGACGGGUGAAGUAAUGCUGCGUGUGGCACCGGUCACCUUGCACGGCCCAGCCGGCGAUGUCAGAGUGUGCGCUUUGUUCGAUGAGGCUUCCACCGUCACUCUGGUUGACUCAUCCCUGGCCACGGAAGUCGGUGCCACUGGCACGGUGACCCCGCUCACCUUGUCAUGGACGGACACGCAGCGGCAGCGGCACCCCAAAUCUCUGUGCGUCGACCUAGAGAUUUCUGGCGAUUUCGGGGAGCUCCAUCCCUUGCUCGGAGCAAGGACGGUCACCAACCUGCGCCUGCCAUGCUCCGUAACGUCUGUGGAUCGUGUGCGGAAGUCCUGGACCCAUCUUGCACACGUCCCUGUCAGCAAAUUGCACGAGCGGCCCAGACUCUUGAUUGGGCAGGACAACAUCAACCUCACCAUCAGCCGUGAAGUAGUAGAAGGCCCGCCGAAUGCUCCGGUCGCAAGCCGAACAUUACUUGGUUGGGUGGUACAUGGACACUUCGGCAGCCAUCGCAGCAGAGUGGACGAGUAUUUCACCUUGGUCCAUUCCACCAGCGCUGACGACGAAUUGCACGACCUAGUCAAGGACAGCUUCCGUACCGACAACUUCGGCGUUCAAGUCACUACCAGCUCGCUUCUCAGUGAGCGGGAGAAGCGUGCUCAGCAUAUUCAGGUUGCAACCACCCAGGGCAGCUCAUGCGGCACUAGGUGGGAGACGGGUCUCCUGUGGAAGGAGGACAAUACCACAAUGCCUAGCAGCAAAGCAGCUGCCAUGACGCGGCUUCUUUCUCUCGAGAGGAAGAUGGUGAGACAGCCUGAAUUCGCCCGUCAGUACAGUACCAAGCUUGAGCAGUACGUCGCCAAGGGUUACGCCGAGAAGCUGACACCAGAAUUAGCUGCACAUGAGCCGCCUGCAGCAUGGUACCUUCCCCACUUUGGUGUGACGAAUCCGAAUAAACCCGGAAAGCUGAGAUUGGUCUUUGACGCGGCAUCAAAGACAGGUGGGAGGAGCCUUAAUGAUGCACUGCUCUCCGGGCCAGACCUGCUCCGUCCACUGCCAACGGUUCUGUUCGGUUUCCGGGAGCGCCGUAUUGCGUUCGGUGCCGACAUUGCCGAAAUGUUCCACCAGGUUCAGAUCCGUGAAGCUGACCGAGACAGCCAACGGUUCCUGUGGCGGACCGAUCUGAGUCAACCACCUGAUGUCUUCAGGAUGAAGUCAAUGACAUUUGGCGCGACAUCGUCCCCUUCAUCGGCAAUGUUCGUUAAGAACCACAAUGCUCACAGCCACCCGCAGACGUCGCCUCGGCUGCAGACUGCCAUAGUCGAGCGUCACUACAUGGACGACUACUUUGACUCAACAGACACCGUUGAAGAAGCCACCGCACUGUCUGCUGACGUCAUCCGCAUCCACAAGGACGGAGGCUUCGUCAUCCGUCAUUGGAUCAGCAACUCGCCAGCCGUUCUGGCAUCUGUACCAGAAGCGCUAAGAGCCAACACAACAACCGCUGACCUUGAUGUUGAGCAUGCCCAUGCUGUUGAGCGAACGCUUGGCCUGCGCUGGGACACAGCGACAGACACGCUAUGA
Molecule: messenger RNA, 4157 nt
Organism: Sycon ciliatum
Lineage: Eukaryota; Metazoa; Porifera; Calcarea; Leucosolenida; Sycettidae
Exons: 1
Coding region: 636-4157 (1173 amino acids)
Molecular function (GO): zinc ion binding; nucleic acid binding
Source: RefSeq, a predicted model, not a curated record